AUGGAGCUUGUCGAAGUAAAACUCCCGACAGAACAAAAUAAUCCUAAGAAAAGGGGCACCAAUUGGACUUCAGAGGAGGAGAUCCUCCUCAUAGAAGAGGUUUUGAAGUAUGAAGAGACCCUCUUCGGUAAAAUGAAGGGCUCGGGGGUGAAGGGUAAACAUGGCAAAUUGAAAGAAUCUACGUGGAAAUCCAUCGCAGAAACCCUUAACUUAAGCUACAAAAAUGACAGAGACAACGACACAGUAAAGAAGAAAUUUAACAACAUCAAACAAAGAGGUAAAGAAAAGAUUGACAUGUUGAGAAGGCCAAAGACAGGCGGUGGUCCGGCGCCUUCUUCCCUAACAGCUUCCGAGGACGCAUUGAUGCAAGCCUUUGAAGGGCGACCACAGAUAUGCGGACUGCCGGAUGGAAUAGACACAGACGCAACAUAA
Saccostrea cuccullata (small rock oyster) is the source of this 432-nucleotide messenger RNA. RefSeq lists its product as uncharacterized. The record is from RefSeq and is a predicted model, not a curated record. The transcript is spliced from 3 exons. Gene Ontology annotation, cellular component: nucleus. The coding region runs from base 1 to 432 and encodes 143 amino acids. Lineage: Eukaryota; Metazoa; Mollusca; Bivalvia; Ostreida; Ostreidae.